This is a messenger RNA of Papilio machaon (common yellow swallowtail), 575 nucleotides long. RefSeq lists its product as uncharacterized. The record is from RefSeq and is a predicted model, not a curated record. Bases 36 to 542 code for a protein of 168 amino acids. The transcript has 2 exons. Lineage: Eukaryota; Metazoa; Arthropoda; Insecta; Lepidoptera; Papilionidae.
UUGUGCCGGCUCGCAUUUGCGAAGUAACAGGCAAUAUGAACGCGUCGCACGCGCUUCGAUUUUCUUGCAUCUUAACGUUAUUUCUUCUAUCUUUGGCAUACUGUUCGGCUUCGGAACAUGAUAGUUCUCAAAAGGAUGAUAUCAACGUGAAAAGGGUUGAAGUGUACGAUGGUGUUUAUGUCUCAGUGCCCAAAGGGAACCACACGGAUAAACUGGUCUCAUUCGAAAUUAAAACACAAGAUGAUUCGGUGUUCGAAACAGGUCGUGGAAAGAAGAUUAAAUCGAAGAAACUAUUGGAAAGACUGUUGCCGAUGUUCAUCAUGCCGUUUUUAAUACAAUCGGCUAUUGUUCCGUUCUUUUUAAGUAUGCUUAAGUUUAUGUUGUUUAAGAGUCUUAUGGUUGGAAAGCUAGCCAUAGGUCUUAUAUUGUUAAACGCCUUUAAAAACAGCAAUUCGUUUAAAGGCAGGGAUGACGAAAUAGCGAAUGUGCAUUAUGGUUACCAUGGUAACGGUAUGCACGAGUAUGGAGCUUACAUUAAUUAAAAUUGUUAUUGUAAUAGAUAUAAAUAAUACAUC